Lontra canadensis (Northern American river otter) is the source of this 1998-nucleotide messenger RNA. RefSeq names its product synaptotagmin-like protein 5. Gene Ontology annotation, molecular function: neurexin family protein binding; phospholipid binding. Gene Ontology annotation, biological process: exocytosis. The record is from RefSeq and is a predicted model, not a curated record. Gene Ontology annotation, cellular component: exocytic vesicle; plasma membrane. NCBI's taxonomy places the organism in Eukaryota, Metazoa, Chordata, Mammalia, Carnivora, Mustelidae.
AUGACGCAGACCUUUUUGGUCUCAUUGAUCACCAUAAAUUUUGGCACUGAAGUGGAUCAAGAUCCAGAACUUAGAAGAGAAAAAGAUUUUGCUUUUAGACAAACUUGUCCUUCCCAUGCCCAGAUGGAACAGCUAAGGAUUAUAACUGGUGAAUGGUUUUUUGAAGAAAAGGCAAAGCAGUUCAAGCAAGUCAACGUUCUGGGCACUGAUAUAGUCCGACAGUCCAUCUUAAGAAGAAGUCCAGGAACUGAAGAAACACAAAGUCAAGAGCAAUCCCGCCAGGACCCAGAAAAGACAGAUACUUCGCCUUCUUCCGGGCAAAAGGCCAGUCGUGAUGGACCCAGGAAAAAAGGAUUUCUUCUGAGCAAGUUCAGAUCAGCAACCAGGGGAGAGAUCAUGACUCCAAAAACGGAAAGUGGGCGGAGCUACAGCUUGGACCUAGACAGCCAGAACUUUCGGAGUUUAAAGUCAGUCCCUGGUUCAGACAGGGGAAGCACGGGUUCAUCCGAUCUUAAUGACCAGGAAGCUGGCCCCUCAACCCCGAAAAGCAGCCGGAGCAGUGGUGUGACCUCCAUCACUCAGAGGUCACCAGCCCCAAGCACACACAAUGUGGCCUCAGUCAGCAUUAGAAAGCGGCAUGGUUUUGAAAGUUCCAUGGAUUUGGCUGCCAUCGAAAGCACGUAUGAGGACCUCACAAAGAGUCAUCGCAGAAAUGUUUCUGGUACACCUUCCAUAGCGGUGUCUGAGAUCUCCCUUUCCUCAGACUGGAGUCGAUCUGAGUUAGAUCUGAGUGGGUCAUUUCCAGAAGACUUAGAGAAUACUGUAAACAUAAGAAGCAAGUCCGUCCCUGGGGCUUUAGACAAAGACUUGGACUCCUUGGAAGAGACUGAGCAAGGUGUUCAUGGCUUAGUGUCCUCCCGGUUUUCUGCCAACACCCACAGCCUAGCAAGUGGCCUGUCAACCACCAGCCUUAACAGCAUGAUGAGUGUUUACAGUGAAACAGGAGACUAUGGCAACGUGAAGGUCAGUGGUGAAAUCCUUCUCCACAUCAGCUACUGCUACAAAACUGGCGGGCUCUGCAUUUUUGUCAAGAAUUGCAGAAAUCUGGCCAUAGGAGAUGAAAAGAAACAGAGAACAGAUGCUUAUUUCAAGUCAUACCUUCUUCCUGACAAAUCCAGAAACAAUAAGUGCAAGACCAAGAUCAGAACAGGCACCAAUCCAGAAUUCAAUGAGACACUAAAGUACACCAUCAGCCACACCCAGCUGGAGACGAGAACUCUGCAGCUCUCGGUCUGGCAUCAUGAUCGAUUUGGACAUAACAGCUUCCUCGGGGAGGUGGAGAUUCCUUUUGACUCAUGGAACUUUGAAAAUCCAAGUGAUGAAUGGUUUGUGCUUCAGCCCAAGGUGGAAUUCGCUGCAGACAUAGGCCUUCACUAUAAAGGAGAGCUAACAGUUGUUUUACAUUACAUCCCCCCAGAGGAGAACCUGAUGAUUCCUCUAGAACAAGUUCAAGGAAAGAAGACCUUCAAAAGGGGAAAGAAGAAGGAGUCCGUAAUCUUUGGAGGAAUACUGGAAGUGUUCAUCAAAGAGGCAAAGAAUUUGACAGCGGUGAAGUCAGGAGGCACUUCUGAUAGCUUUGUGAAGGGCUACCUGCUCCCAGAUGACAGCAAAGCUACCAAGCACAAAACUCUGGUGGUAAAGAAGAGUGUUAACCCUCAGUGGAAUCAUACUUUCAUGUUCAGUGGCCUGAACCCCCAGGAUAUAAAGAAUGUUUGCCUAGAACUUACUGUCUGGGACAAGGAGGCCUUUUCCAGCAACAUCUUUCUGGGAGGAGUUCAUUUGAAUUCUGGAACCGGUGUGAGCCAUGGGAAGAGUGUGGAUUGGAUGGACUCUCAAGGGGAAGAGCAAUGCCUGUGGCAGAAGAUGGCGGACAAUCCUGGGACUCCCGUCAAGGGUGUGCUCAUGCUCCGGUCCAGCAUGGGGAAGUGUAGGCUCUGA